AUGGACUCCGGCGCAACGGGGGAUGCCCCGUCUCUUCCAUGGCGGUCAUUUUCAAACAUGACCAUGUGGGGAGUCGGUGGACUUUGUCGCGCAUUCUUGUCGCUAUUGAGCCAUGCAGAGGUUCAUGGGGGUGAAGAGUUCAUUGCUCUGCUGGAAUCGCGCAGGGAUCCAUCGCAGAGGACGAAAGGACUGAUUACUGUCUCGAACCAUACCAGCGUUAUGGACGAUCCUUUGAUCUGGGGACUGCUUCCAUUCCGAUUUUGGAACAAGCGUUGGUCUUUUGGUAGUCAUGAUAUCUGCUAUCAGACAAGGUCCCUUUCGUUCUUCUUCUCAUUGGGACAAGUUCUACCCACACAUCGCCUCGCCCAUUCUCCAUUCGGUGGACUUGGUCAACCAGCAAUUACAGAGGCUAUUAGAUUGCUCUCCAAUGGCCCCUUCCCCGUCGACCACCACCGCGCUGCCCCGGAACUCCAAAAGUUCAGUCUCGAAAACGUCUGCGUUGAUCCCUUCUCCGAGCUUUCCGUCGCAUAUACAACAAAUGGUAACGAUGCACACCUAGCACCGUCGGCAUUUUCCUGCCAUGCAUACUCUUGGGUACACAUCUUUCCCGAGGGUAAGAUCCACCAAGCACCGCGUAAAACCAUGCGAUACUUCAAGUGGGGCAUCGCGCGACUUAUCCUUGAAGCAAGCGAGUGCCCCGAUGUGGUCCCUAUGUGGAUUGAAGGGUUUGAUGAUAUUAUGCAUGAGAGCCGAGAGUACCCAAGAUUCCUUCCCCGUCCCGGCAAGAAGGUCAGUGUGACUUUCGGCCCAAAGGUUGACUCCCAGGAAGUAUUUGACAAUGUACGGACACGCUGGCAAAAUCUCAAGGCCAAGGUUGUUGCGGCCGAUCCUCAAUCUCAAGACCUGCCAUUUGGUGUCUUGAGCGAGGAACUCUUGCACAACAAAGAAGCUGUUGAGCUACGCAAGGAAGUCACACUAAAGAUUCGAAACCUCGUAUUAGAUGUGCGAAGAUCUCGUGGUCUUCCGGAUGAGGAUCCGAAAGAAGGUCUUGUCGAGACCUGGCUUGAGGAGGGAUCAAAGCGUGAGGGGCACAUGAAAGAUGGUUCUUGGGUCCGAGAUAUCUAA
Molecule: messenger RNA, 1125 nt
Organism: Penicillium taxi
Lineage: Eukaryota; Fungi; Ascomycota; Eurotiomycetes; Eurotiales; Aspergillaceae
Product: tafazzin
Exons: 4
Coding region: 1-1125 (374 amino acids)
Biological process (GO): inner mitochondrial membrane organization; cardiolipin acyl-chain remodeling
Cellular component (GO): mitochondrial membrane
Molecular function (GO): 1-acylglycerophosphocholine O-acyltransferase activity
Source: RefSeq, a predicted model, not a curated record